AUGCCAACCUAUCGUAUUGAGCUGGCCAGCACUGGCAGAGCCGGUUGCAAGAACAAGGAAUGUCAAGAGAAGAAGGAAAAGAUCCUUAAAGGAGAGCUGAGACUAGGUACUUUUGUUGAUACCGAGCAAUUUCAGAGCUGGGCGUGGAAACAUUGGGGAUGUGUGACUCCAAGGCAAAUUGCAAGCAUCCAUGAUAUCGUCGAUGAAAAUGGGGACCGUGACAUGACUCUUUUGGAUGGUUACGAUGAAAUCCCAGCCGAGAGCCAGAAGAAGGUCGCCGAUGCCGUGGAGCAAGGCCAUGUCGACGAUGAAGACUGGAAAGGGGAUGUCGAGGUGAAUAGACCUGGGAAGAUUGGGUUUCGAGUGAGGGUAUCCAAGAAGAAGGCUCAGAAAGAUGAACCUGCCGAUGAUGAAGAGGAAGAAAAGAAAGAUGACAAGACAAAGAAGACACCCAAGCGGAAACGAGCCAAAAAGGAGGCCGACGACGAGGAGGAGGAAGGUGAUGAGCCAGUUGUUAAAAAGGCCAAAUCUACUCCCAAAGCCACCACUAAAAAGACCAAGGCGGCAAAGGCUGCCCCCAAGGCUGAGGAGCCCGAGCCUGAGGUAGAGAAAGAACACGACCAAGAGCCAGCUGAAGAGGAGAAGGGUAAGAGUGAGAAGAAGGAGAAGAGCGAGAAGAAAGAAAGCGAAGAGGGCGAGAAGGAGAAGAAAGAAAACGAAGAGGGUGGGAAGAAGGAAAAGAAGGAGAAGGAAAAGAAAGAGAAGGAGAAGGAGAAGAAGAAGCCAGCCGCGAAAGCAUCGAAGAAGACAGCAGACAAGGAUACACCAGCUCGUCGAACCAGCGGGAGAGUUACUCGCUCUAGAACAGCUGCCAGCUAA
Molecule: messenger RNA, 879 nt
Organism: Arthroderma uncinatum
Lineage: Eukaryota; Fungi; Ascomycota; Eurotiomycetes; Onygenales; Arthrodermataceae
Exons: 5
Coding region: 1-879 (292 amino acids)
Molecular function (GO): DNA binding; zinc ion binding
Source: RefSeq, a predicted model, not a curated record